AUGAGUUUUUCACUGAACUUCACGCUGCCGGCCAACACGACUACCUCUCCAGCUGUUACAGGUAGGAAAGAAGAGGAUUGUGGGCCCUCUAUUGGAUUAGCGGCCGGCAUCCCAUCUCUGGUGGCCACAGCCCUGCUGGUAGCUUUACUGUUUACUCUGAUUCACCGAAGAAGAAGCAGCAGCAGUGAGUCCACUGAGGAAAGUGAGAGGCCAUAUGAAAUUGAUGAAAUUGAUGAAAAUCCCAAGAUAGCUGAGAAUCCUAGGAGAGCACCCACACGUGAGAAGAAUGUGGUGGGAGCAGAGGAAGCUCACAUAUACGUGCAGACUGUCUCAGGAAGCGAGGAGAUCAUGCACGACACUUACCGUCCUACCGUGGAAAUAGAGAGAAGGAGGGGAUUGUGGUGGCUUGUGCCCAGACUGAGCCUGGAAUGA
Pipistrellus nathusii (Nathusius's pipistrelle) is the source of this 432-nucleotide messenger RNA. Lineage: Eukaryota; Metazoa; Chordata; Mammalia; Chiroptera; Vespertilionidae. The record is from the annotation of a GenBank genome assembly.